Molecule: messenger RNA, 777 nt
Organism: Radiomyces spectabilis
Lineage: Eukaryota; Fungi; Mucoromycota; Mucoromycetes; Mucorales; Radiomycetaceae
Product: COPI associated protein-domain-containing protein
Exons: 3
Coding region: 50-706 (218 amino acids)
Source: RefSeq, a predicted model, not a curated record
GUUUAUUUUAUUUUCGAGGAGUAAUGUAUGGAAUCACUUAUUGUACUGCAUGCAUGUUUCAUCAAUAGCCAAGAUCGAAAACACGAUCUUUAUGACACUGAACGUUGUCAACAUCAUUGUCUAUAUCCUCAUUUUCACCGCUUCGAUCGUCAAAGCACACGGUGCCACUCUUGGUGAAAUCAUGCAGUCUGUCUAUUGCAGCGCAUUGAGCGUAUUGUUAUUAGCGAAUGAAGUCAAGUUGCUGUCGUUCACGCAAGUUUAUUUUGGUUUUCUGCAUACAUUUCGGGGCAAAGGCUUGCUCAUGAUUCUUCUCGGCUGUGCCGUGAUGUGUCAUCACGUCUUUAAUAUCAUCGUCGCAAUUUUCAGUUUUACCCUAGGAUUAGCCUAUAUCAUUAUUUCAUUUCUACCCAAUACCAGGAAACCCUAUUCGUUUUGGACUCAUUGGCAAUGCCACAAGGAUCUGUGUGCAGUCCCUUCUCUACUUUUUGCAAAGGCUCCCUCAAUCCACUCCUUCAUCAACUAUCCGCAUCCAUCCACCUGGCACCCUUCUCCGCAAGCGUCUCCUUACAUAAUGACGUCGCAACCGCACCCCAGCUUGCUGACACCGCCUACAGCAAUAGUCAACCCUACUCAUUUCCAGCCCAUGGCAAUUCACCCGCACAAAGAUCGAGACAAAACCCGAUGUCUCAUCACCUCUGGCUACUAGGGAUAUCAUCAUCGUGUAUCAUCAAUAAUCAUGCUUCAGAACAUAUACAUACAAGCGUAUUCUUAUUGUUA